CUCAGCGCUAAUCGGAGCAGCUUCACGGGGAUGCGCAGCGCGUGAACGUCUGAGCAGCCUGAUCAAAGAUAAUUUGUGCGCAGACACCAUGUCUCCACCUGUCCCCGUCUCCCUGGUCCUGCUCCUCCUGCUGACCCGGGCUGGGACCAGCGACCCCGCGGUGCAGGACCUGACCAGCAGGAACGCAGACUUCGGUACCCGGCUGUACCGAGCCGUGGCCGGCCGGACCGACGACAACGUGUUCCUCUCUCCGUUCACGCUGUCCGGCGGGCUGCUAGCGCUGCUGACCGCCGCCGGCGGGCUAACGCAGGAGCAGCUGCUGCAGGGACUCACGCUGACCGGACAGGACCCGCAGGCCCUCCCAGAUUUGUUCCAGACUCUCAGGAACCUGGUCCUGCAGGCGGACCCCCCCCUGAACCUCAAGCAGGGCGUGGCCAUCUUCCCUCCACAUGACUUCCAGAUGUCUGCACCGUACCUGGAUGUGGUCCGGACCAAGUUCGGGGGCAAGGCCCAGAGUCUGGCCUACACAACCCCGUACGAAGCUGCCGACACCAUCAACCGCUGGGCCCAGGAGCAGACCGGAGACCAGGUCCAGGAGCUCGUGUCCUCCCUGGACCCCCAAACCCAGCUGCUUGUUGCCACCGUCGCGUCUUACCAGACUCGGUUCAACCCACCCUUCAACUCGUCGUCCACCCAGGAUGAGCGCUUCUAUGUGGACAAGUAUCACGUCGCCAUGGUUCCCAUGAUGUUCCGGGCCGAUAAGUACUUCCUGGCCUACGACCGGUCGGUGAAGGCUGGCGUGCUGAAGCUGCCCAUGACGGAUGGGGCAGCCAUGUUGGCGGUACUGCCUGAUGAAGACGUGGAUGUCACGGCUGUGGAGGAAGAGGUGACAUCUGAGAAGAUCAAGACCUGGAUCAGACAGCUGAAGAAGACGAACCUGGAGGUGCAGCUUCCUCGCUUCACCUUGGAGCGCUCUUACUCUCUCAGAGACGCCCUCCAGAGUCUGGACAUCACUCAGGUGUUUCAGGACGACCCUGACUUCAGCAACAUGGGCGGAACUAAUGGACCCAAACUCACACAGGUUUAUCACAAAUGUGUCAUCGCCGCUGACGAGAGCAGCGGCGCCAUCAGCUCAGGAGGCGGAGUUAACACAUCGUCAUCACCUCCACCAAGACUGACCUUCAACAGACCCUUCCUCGUCAUCAUCUACCAGGAGACCAGCGGCACGCUGCUCUUCAUGGGCCGAGUCGCCAACCCCACCCAGAAAUAAACCUGACAGGGGAACAAGCUCCGCCCAUCCCGUUGGUCUUACUACAGCUAAAUACGCAGGUCAUAUUCAAAUGUUGAUUCUUUUCUGGAGGAGGGCCCCUACAGGUGCCUGAAGGGCCUUCAUUUAAAAAAUCUAACAUUUAUCUUCGGCUGGAACUUUAAAGUUGGAUAUUUAUGUGGUUCUCGCCAUGAAAAGAACAUAAAUGUAGUUGUUUUCUGCGUCAAAGUAAUAAAAAAACAAUGGAAAUACUAAUAUUAGCAUCAGCUAUUAUUAUGCUAAUGUAGCUAUGCUAAUGGGAACAUUAUAUAAACGCUAUGCUGUUAGCAUAAUUCUGUUUGUCAUGUAUUAUCAUGCUAAUAUUAGUUUGUUGUUAUGUUAACAUUAUGCUAAUAGUAGCAUUGAUCUGUUAUCAUGGCAUGUUAACACUAUGCUAAUGUUGCUAUUAUGCCACUGUCAUGCAAAUCCAACUAUGGUAUGGAGUUAUUUUCAUGUUAAUGUUGGUAUCAUCAGGGGUGCACACAAGCCAGGACUCGAGGGCCAGUCUACUCCACGUUUUAGAUGUUUCCCUGCCUCAACACAACCCUGAUAGACAAGGCUGUGUCACCAACAGAGUUGUGUAAACCUUGAUGACAUGUUGAUGACGACCAGUGAUUAGAAUCAGGUUUGUUGAAGACAGGGAAACAUCUAAAACAUGCAGUAGACUAGCCCUCGAGUCCCGGCUUGUGUGCACCCCUGGGUAUCAUGUUAUUUUUACAUUAGCACCUUUUAUAAUGAUUAGCACCAUGCUAACAUCAAGCUAGCUGGAUGUUGCGUGAGCCUCACGAGUGUUAGCAUGCUGCUCAGGGUUCUACUUCAUAGUCAUGUGAUUUGUCGUUACCUUCAGAUUAACAGUUGUAUUCAUUCUCAACUAAGAUUGCUGUUAGCAUCACCGUGUGAGCAUCUAGCUGGACUGGAUUCAUUUCCUGCAUUGAGUCACAAACAGAACUGCGGCGGUAACUUGAUAUGAGUUUAGUUACAUAUCAACGCUGUGUUGUCUUAAAACAUCAACACCCUAAAGUUCCUGAAGUCUGGGAUGCUCUGGUGUACGGUUUCAUAUUUGGCUCAUUUGCCAUUAAAGCAUCUGUUUUCAGGUGAAUGCAACAGUACUUUGUUGGUCAGUAGUGUGCCGUCAUGAUUAUCCUGCAGCAUGCUGCCCCCUGCUGGAGGGAAGGCUUCAGUUUGAAUCAUUCUGCCUUCUCAGACUCAGUAAAGGAAGUGAUGAGUUUUUUGGAGGGUGUCAGAGAUGUUAAAAUGCGUGUAUUUUGACUUUCCUUGUGUUCUGUCACUUAUCCAAUAUCAACGUGUCCCAUUUUUCUUGUAAAUGUGAAUAAAUAAAAGUUAUAAUAACGUGAAAGUAA
Messenger RNA from Cololabis saira (Pacific saury), 2667 nucleotides. RefSeq names its product serpin peptidase inhibitor, clade A (alpha-1 antiproteinase, antitrypsin), member 10a (gene serpina10a). Gene Ontology annotation, biological process: negative regulation of endopeptidase activity; blood coagulation. The transcript has 6 exons. The record is from RefSeq and is a predicted model, not a curated record. NCBI's taxonomy places the organism in Eukaryota, Metazoa, Chordata, Actinopteri, Beloniformes, Belonidae. Bases 89 to 1270 code for a protein of 393 amino acids. Gene Ontology annotation, molecular function: serine-type endopeptidase inhibitor activity.